AACUCACGGUUUAUACCCUGCCCCAUUUGUACACAAGCAUGCUCUACUUGUUCUUUUGCAAUUCCUCAAAGCUCUAGUAGUUAUCGACGUGUAAAUUCCAAUGCUUGUGAGCCACAACAGCAGUGGACCGUCCCCGAGGCGCAAGCGCUCUGUAAUUUCGUGCAGGGAGUGUCAGCGACGUAAACAAAAGUGCGACCGUCGCCAGCCAUGUGCUCAUUGUAUGAAACGAGGUAAAGCAGACGUCUGCCUCUAUGAUUUGGAUGCCAACCGCGCACCCUUUACUUUCCUCCCUGUCGAGCUCCAGGACCAAUCCAUGAACGGCGUCUUGCAAGCAUGCCCAGAACCAAUUCCACCCGCCUCGGGCGUUGUGCCCGAUGAGUUCAAACCAUUGGGUUAUGGCGACAAUACAAAAGGAACACCAGGAGUCCUCCGUAGCCUGGGGGAGUCUGCAAAUCUUUUGCAUCAAGUACCGCCCAGGGACUGUCCUGCCCCUAGUGAAUACAUGAGCAUAAUUCGAGAACUUCCGUCUCCAAGACACAUAGACAUUCUCGUGCAAGACUUCUUCAAAAAUGUAGCAUGGCACUACGAUAUCGUCGACGAAGCUACCUUUAUCAAUCAACUUGCUCAAUGGGGCCGCCUGACCCAUGUUCAAUUCAAAGGAGGACCAGACGCCUUACCGGCCACCCUCCGAUCUUUCCCUGCUCUGCUCUUCCAAGUUCUAGCACAAGCCCUGCUUUUCCAACCCGCACAAUAUAAUGAGAGCCUGAAUGACCUGAAGUAUGCCGUCGAUAUGGAGUUGUCAGAUCGGGCGGCGGAAUACAGUGAUGCGGGUCGUCGACUCGCUUCAUCUUUCAGAAAGAGCGAGCCCACUCUCGCGGGAGUGCAGGCUGAGCUGAUGCGAGCUUGUUUUGAAAAGACCACAGGGGCAGUAAUCGAGGCAUGGCACACGCUCGGAACUGCUAUCCGCGACGCUCAAGAACUCGGUCUACAUCUGAUAGAACCAGAGUCAACGACAUACUCGAAAACUGAAAAGCCAUCGGAUCGCGAAUUGGGCCGCAACGUCUGGCUUAUCCUUCACCUCUGGGAUGCUCAUAUGGGUAUUGUACUUGGAAGACCCAUGUCGACAAGCAUGAGUCCCAACGACGUGGCCUUGCCAAUGUCAUCAAGGGACAGCUCUGGCAAGCAAAGGCCACCGCAACCUCGCGACGUCAUCUUAUGCGGCUAUCACACGGCUUACAAAUUCUUACAGGACAUUCAUAAUCUCGAUAAAGUAGAUGACUGGCGUGUCCCAGUUGAGAAAAUCCACGAAACUAUUCUUACUAAUAUUGCGAAUCUUCCCGCAUGGACGACAGCCCAGAGAUCACGCCAGGGAGAGCCUCCUUGGCUUUCUACGGCCUUGGAAACAAUGUUCACUAAUGUGCACUUUGUCGUCUUUGCUUUGCAUCGACCCUUCAUCUUUGCAGAUCCGAGCAGCCGCCACAAGGCCUUUCACGCGGCGAUGCAAAUCUUGGAGUCUCAAGGCCGUCUAUUCGACCAGACAGAGCCUUUACAGUACAAAGCGUUUAGUUUGGUGUUCGCGACGUUUGACGCGAUGGUGCUCGUUGCAGCGGUGCAUAUUCGCUUUCCGAAUGAACUAAGGGAACAGUUUGCAGCGACCAGGAGGAAUCUUGAGUUGGGCAUCGAAAGACUGAAGUCUUUGCACGCCAGGAAGAAUGUUCUUGCCAAUUCCGCACUCAGAAUUAUCGAACGGCUGUAUCGAAAAAUGCUUGCUGUUGUGUAUCCGGAGGAACCCUUGGGCCAUCAUCAGGGAGGUACUGAUGGUAGAAACUUUAUGACCAUGGAGGCAGAGACGGUGGGAACGAACUGGGACACCAUUCUACAACCUGACCUUGGAGAUGUGUUGGUUCCUCAACCAAUGAACGAACUAUUGCGCAGCGGGUAUUUCGCUCAGUCUUUGAGCAUAGGUCCUUCAUAUCAAACAGCGUAUGGGCAACAUCAGUUCGGGACCGACAUUAUGGACAGUUUUGGAAGUGAUCUGAUGCCUUAUCACAGCACAGACGACACAUUACAUCGCGCCAAGUAG
This is a messenger RNA of Fusarium oxysporum Fo47, 2083 nucleotides long. RefSeq names its product transcription factor domain-containing protein. Gene Ontology annotation, biological process: DNA-templated transcription; regulation of DNA-templated transcription. Gene Ontology annotation, molecular function: DNA binding; DNA-binding transcription factor activity, RNA polymerase II-specific; zinc ion binding. The transcript is spliced from 3 exons. The record is from RefSeq and is a predicted model, not a curated record. Bases 101 to 2083 code for a protein of 660 amino acids. Lineage: Eukaryota; Fungi; Ascomycota; Sordariomycetes; Hypocreales; Nectriaceae.